Messenger RNA from Fragaria vesca subsp. vesca, 732 nucleotides. RefSeq lists its product as uncharacterized. The record is from RefSeq and is a predicted model, not a curated record. The coding region runs from base 1 to 732 and encodes 243 amino acids. The transcript has a single exon. NCBI's taxonomy places the organism in Eukaryota, Viridiplantae, Streptophyta, Magnoliopsida, Rosales, Rosaceae.
AUGUCAUUGAUAAUAGACGCUAGAAGUUGUGAGAACUUCAUCUCAAAGAAAGUGGUGGAACACUUCAACCUUCUUACUACGAAAGAUAGGGCUCCAUAUGUCAUUGGAUGGAUCAAGAAAGGACCAAAAGUUCGCAUCACUGAAACAUGUAAAGUGCCAAUUUCAAUUGGGAAAUUCUAUCAAGAUGAAGUUGAAUGUGAUGCGGUAGACAUGGACGCCAGCCACAUACUUCUAGGCAGACCGUGGCAGCAUGCUGUCAACACUAUCCACAAUGGAAGAGAAAACACAGUAUUGUUCAUAUGGGAAAAACACCAUAUUACUUUGAAGCCUAAGACCAAGCUUACGAAUCUGGUUUCACUAAAAGAAUCUAACUUUCUUAUUGUUGUUGAAUCUGGUGAAAAGGUGGAAGAACUUGUGAAGGAUGCAGAAGUUAUUUAUCCUUUGGUGGUCAGGGAAGUAAUGGUGGCUGAGAACAACAAAGAGGAGAAGAAAAUUCCAAAAGAAGUCCAGCAAUUACUGCAAGAUUUUGAAGAAUUAUUAGCUGAUGAUCUUCCAAAUGAACUACCUCCUAUGCAAGAUAUCCAACACCAAAUCGAUCUUGUCCCUAGAGCUAGUUUACCUAACCUCCCUCAUUAUCGGAUGAGCCCUAAGGAGAACGAGAUUCUUAAAGAGAAAAUUGAAGAGUUACUACGAAAAGGACACAUUCGAGAGCACUUGCUAAUUCUCAGAUGA